CGAGAAGUCCGGCUGCAAGACGCGCAUGCGCAAUCCCUCCUCCUCCUCCUGGCCGGCGCGAGUUCGAGGCCCGCUGCCUCCUCUUCCACAGCAAGCAAGCAAGCAUGGCUUCCUCGGCCGCUUUCCCGGGCCUGCUCUUCCCGGGGAUCUUCCGGGCCGGGCCGCCCCACCGCGCCAUCACCCGGCCCUCCCCUUUGGCGGCUGGGUGGGGGUCCUAUGGGCAAGUGCAGAGGCAGGAGGAGGAGGAGGAGGAGGAGGAAGAAGAGGAGCCGAGGUUCGUCCCCCGCCACAGGAAGAUGCCCCUGGAGACCUGGAAGCCCGCCACGGCCGCCCCGCUGCCCCUCAAGCCCCCCGACGCAGGCUGCAGAGUCCCGGCCAUGACCCCCGAGGAGGUCCUCAACUUGGACCAGAUCCGGUCGAACGGCACCAGCACCAACACCAGCACUCGGUCCACCCUGGACUUCACGGGACAGCUGGGCUCCUUCUUCACGGACCACCCGGACGUGGCCUUUGGCUCCAUGGGCAGACUCCUCCAGGAGAACUUCUUCCUUGGGAACGGCAGGGUCCCCGCCAAAGCGCGGGGCGAGGUCUGCCGCGUGGCCCGUAUCCUGAAGGACCUGGACGAACGGCCCCACAGCAACAGCUGCACCCUCUUUGAGUCCCGGCGCCACUUGCGCCUGGUGGCCCACCACUGGCGGGACUGGCUCUUCGAGGUGCCGCUGGUGCCGGUGGCGGAGGGGGUGCACCAGGACCUGGCCCAGCGCUGGAAGAGCCUCUCCUUCGAGGACCGCCCUGCAGGGGGCGCCCUGGCCUGGCUGGACGGCAGCACUGACCACAAGGGGUGCCUGGUGCACCCGGCCGGAGAGGCCAUGAACCAGCUCUGCUUCCAGGAGGUGGUUCUGAAGCCAGACCCCUCCGGCCACUUGACCCCUCGGACCCUGGGCCCUGCUACAGAGUUUGAGCUGAACGGCGUGGUGCGACAAGUGGCAUCCGCACAGGUGGAUGGCUGCGACUUCCUGGGGGUGCGCUCGGACCACCACUGCGCGGCCUGGAGGCUGCAGCCUGGAGAAGCACCAGAGGCAUUGGAGGUGGUGACCACGGACGCCCCCUGCUCUUCCGUCUCCGUCAGCCCCCACCUGCCCGGCCAGCUCUCCCUCUGCACCCUCCACGGAGCCGUCUACCUGUGGGACGUGAAGGCCAGGCUCCAGCUCCUGCACCAGGACAAGGAGACCAUGUUCUUCCGCGACCCGUCUCCUUGGCGCUGGAGCGAGUUCACUGCCCACCCGCGGGUGCUCACUCUGGCUGACCGGACCGGCCUGGUAGGCCUGGACCAGAGGGUGGGCCCGGGCUCCCACUUUGACCUCUUCAAGGUGGGGGCGGAAGCCGAUUGCCAGCAGGGAGAGCGGCUGGUGCUCUCCAAGUACCUGGGCCGGGCACACCCCUUCCAGCACCUGCUGGCCUCUCAGUUCUGCGUCUUCGUCCUAGACGAGCGCUUCCCGCUGGUGCCCCUCCUCCGCUCAGAGCACAUGAUGGAGCGGCCCCCCCUCUUCGCCCAGCUGCUCCCCGCCGGGGGGCCCCGCCAGAGCCACAAGCUGAUCCUGGGGUCCCACCACGCGCAGGAGCUGGCCAUGCUGCAGUACACAGGAGGCGGCAGCACCCCCUGCCAGCUGUGGGGCCCCCCGCAGAAGCUGCCCUCCAUCCGGCACAGCCUGCCCCACUUCCCCCUGCAGACCCCCCUCCGGCUCAGCGCCCUCCGCCAGCGCCUCUCCCUCCCGUACACAGGCAUCACGGCUGCCCUUGUCCAGAGGGAACACGACCACCGGUCCAUUGUGGUCUUCCAUCUCUCCGAGGCGGGCGACCUCUUCUUCCACCCAAUGAUUUGCCAGGACGAGGAGGACGAAGAGGAGGAAGAACAACAAGAGAAGCACCUGGAUUCAGAAGAAGAGGAAGAGGAAGAGGAAGAGGAGGAGGGCUCUGUGUCCGAAGGGGACACCCCGUACCUGCGCUGGCUGGAGUCCUUCCUGCAGUCCUGGGAGCGCCUGCCUUUGGACGCCCAGGGGAGACCCCCCACUCCGGCCAGCCUGACCCAGGCCUACCUCUUCAAGCAGCGGGAGCUGCUGCGCGGCCAGGACAGCGCACCAAACAGGAAGGCUCGCCGGCACCUGCGCCGCGCCAUGGAGGAGAGGCGCCUGCUGGGGCCCCUUGGUGACGGGGGGCCCUCUCCCGCCCUGCCCCCGCCGGAGACCCCUCUCAAGGGCCGGGACGACCUCAGUGAGCGCCUGGAGGCCUCCUGGGGGGGCGGCUGGGGGAGCUGGUGGCAGGACAGGCUGGGCCAGACCCUCGACCAGAAGCGCCGGGCCUUGCGGGAGCGCCGCCGGCGGGCCAAGAGGGCCCGGGGGCCCGCCAGCCUCUCGGGGAGCUUUGCCUCGUCGACCAGCGGCCCCUCCGAGCUCAGCGACUCCUCCUGCUCGGCCAGGAGGCCCCGGGCAUUGCGGACCCCUAUGGAGCCCCCUCCUCCUGCUUCCCAAGAGGCCGAGACGGAGGGGGAGGAUGCCGGGGGGCUGCUCUCCUCCCAGACACUGCGCGAGAAGGGCAUCCCGCGGGAGAGGAGGCGCACCCUCAGGCAGUACCUGGCCCUCUGGGACCGGGCCCCGGGACCCCAGGAAGAGGAGGAGGGGAAAGCAACGCAAGACCCCCAAGUGGAAUCCUCCUUGCCCCCAAGCCAGGCCUCCAGCAUCAGCAAUUGGUCCUCGCAGCGGCCCAAGGAGAAGGCGCGCAUGGGGUUCUGAUGGGACCCUUGAGCUGUGAGAAAGAGCAUGGGCCAGAUGUUUUGGACUGCAACUCCCACCAUUCCUAACAGCCUCAGGCCCCUUGAUAGGAGACACAUGUGGGAUCCACUAUGGGGGAGAAGCACGAGAUCCAGCAUCCCCGUGUGUUGGCACGCUUAAGUGGCUGAAAAGGAAAAGGAAAGGGCCUGAGGCUGUUAGGAAUGGUGGGAGUUGAAGUCCAAAGUAUGAAUAGCCCAACCCAAGCUCGAGCAAGAACCCAUGAGAUCAUGCCCCACACACUUGGCCUUCCUUUUCCCCCUCAGCUUAAGCGGCCAAGAGGGAAAAGGAGGGGGCCUGAGGCUGUUAGGAAUGGUGGGAGUUGCAGUCCAAAAAUGAGCCAAAGCCAUGCAACCAAGCCUCCCUCUCUCCCCCUGGCAAUGCUGGAUUGCAGCUCCCAGCAUCCCCAACCACUGGCUCUUUCCAACAGAAGAGAAAAUACUACUGGGAUGGAGCAAGGAGAUAUUUUGUUUGUUGAUUGUAGAAAUUGCAAAGGGUGAUGGUGUCAGCAAGGGGUCAAGGUGUUGCAUCCCACCCCCGCUUUAGCCCCCUUUGUCUUACAGCACCUCGUUCAAGGGCUGACAAUCUAAGGUUGUUUUCAGAAAUAAAUGUGUAUUUUUGGCAUUACUUAUAUAUUGUCAUCAGCUGUACUUGCCACUUUGCAAUAAAAAAUUAAAUAUA
Molecule: messenger RNA, 3506 nt
Organism: Anolis carolinensis (green anole)
Lineage: Eukaryota; Metazoa; Chordata; Lepidosauria; Squamata; Anolidae
Gene: taf1c
Product: TATA-box binding protein associated factor, RNA polymerase I subunit C
Exons: 14
Coding region: 105-2789 (894 amino acids)
Biological process (GO): transcription by RNA polymerase I
Cellular component (GO): fibrillar center
Molecular function (GO): RNA polymerase I core promoter sequence-specific DNA binding
Source: RefSeq, a predicted model, not a curated record